AUGAAUGCAAGCAUGGACGACGCCGCGAUCAGCGAAGGGAAUGCGUUAAACGCAAAAAUUAUCACUAUGGUCUGCCUAUUUAGCGUUUCCAUGAUUGUGGGAUGUGUACCGACUUUGAUUUCAAUGAAAUUCAAUUGGUUUACCCCGAAAAAGGAUACGAAUAUGCGGUCUUCUAAUUCGCUUGUGAUUGGACUGCUAUCGUUCGGUGGUGGAGUUCUGUUUGCGACGACGUUUAUGCAUCUACUGCCCGAAGUUGAUGAAAAUAUUAAGCAGUUGCAAGAGGACGGCAGGUUGCCAGAGUUGCCAAUAUACCUCGCGGCCCUCAUCAUGUGUAGCGGAUUCUUCAUGAUGUACCUCGUCGAAGAGCUAGUCCACGUCUACAUUACCAGCAGAGAGAACAAGACUGCGAAUACCAGUUUUACAAGAGUUUUAAGUAUAAGAAGAAAUAACGAUGAGGAAGAGGGGAAACGCAAGUUAUCAAAACCGCUUAGAGGACUUCUAGUCGUGUUGGCUCUGUCUAUUCAUGAGCUUUUCGAGGGUCUUGCUGUUGGUUUGGAGGCGUCAGCAAGAAGUGUCUGGUAUAUGUUUGGUGCAGUAUCAGCUCAUAAAUACAUAAUAGCGUUCUGCAUUGGAGUUGAACUUCUCGCUGCCGGCACCAAGCGGUGGCUGUCUAUCGUCUACAUCUUCACAUUCUCCUUUGUCUCUGCUCUUGGUAUUGGAGUGGGCAUACUUUUGGUGGGAGGAGCCGGGGCUGCGUCAGCUGGAUUAUAUUCAGUUGUUUUACAGGGUUUGGCCUGCGGUACGCUAGUGUAUGUGGUUUUCUUUGAGGUAUGGAGACAAGACCGUACUGGAAUCAUGCAGUUCCUAUGCGCAGUCGCAGGUUUCGCGCUUAUGGUCGGUUUAGAAGCCGUCGCUGAAUCAUUGCAAGCAGACUACUACGUUCAAUUCCAAUACUCCGCACAUUACAGUGUGCUGACGUCAUUCCAAGAAGAGCAAGAGUCACUCGAUCGAACUCGAUAA
Molecule: messenger RNA, 1020 nt
Organism: Pieris macdunnoughi
Lineage: Eukaryota; Metazoa; Arthropoda; Insecta; Lepidoptera; Pieridae
Source: the annotation of a GenBank genome assembly